GUUGAAAACGCUCUGACCUCUCUCUUCUUAAUGUCCGCUUCACUCAACCCUCGUCCUUCAACUCAGGAGGGAGACCUUCUGAGUAGAUCAAUCAAACGAAUCAAAGGCGGGGAUUAUCCAGCAAUUGAUGAGGAUUAUCAAAUGAUCGAAAAUUCUACCCAGCCUUUGUCGUACAAAGAUCUGGUUCUACGCAACGAUUCGAUCGAAAUCUGUUGCGACGCAGCAACCAAUCUGGAUAUUCUGGAAGAGGAUUCGGAUUGUGAGGAUGAUGGCUCAAUUCCCACAAUCCUUAUUUCAAGAGAGGAGAAGAAAAGAAUACGCUCGCCAUGGCUUAAUUCCAUUAUCAUCAAGGCGUUCGGAACGAAAUCAGCGGGUUACAACUUCAUAUACCCAAGAAUCAAAGCUCAAUGGAAACCGAGAGGAAGGAUGGAUUGUGUUGAUCUUGGUGUGGAUUUUUUCCUCAUAAGAUUUCAAGAAAGAGAGGACUUGCUAAGAGUUCUGAAUGGGGGUCCAUGGUUUGUGGGUUCGUACUACUUAACUAUUCGACAAUGGGAACCGGCUUUUGAUCCAGAGAAAGCGGCGUUCACUACCACAGCUAUCUGGGCAAGACUACCCAGGCUGCCAAUUGAGUAUUAUGACGUGAAAAUUCUUGAAAGAAUUGGGAAAUUAUUGGGGAAGCCUCUGCGAUUGGAUGCUCAUACAGCACAUCAGACAAGAGGACAGUUUGUUAGGAUUUGCGUUCAAGUAGAUCUUGUUGAGCCGCUUGUCCCCUUUGUUAUGAUUGGUAAACAUAUCCAGAAAGUGUUAUAUGAGGGUCCAGUAGCUCUUUGUUUCUCCUGUGGAUGUGUUGGCCACAAAGAGAACUCCUGCCCACUUAAACUGUCGCAAGCCCCUGCUGUUAUGGAGGAGGACUCCCCCAAUUGUACCAAACCUGUCAACGAGGAUGCUAAAGAUGAUACUGUGAUAGAAGAGUGUCAGGGAUUUGGUCCAUGGAUGCUUGUUGAUAGGAGGAAAAAUAGGAGGAAGCUUAAUGGAAAGGCACCUGGUUCUGGGAAUCAACAGAGCAAUCUAAACUCCUCACAUGGAGGGAAACUGAGUAGCCAACUCACUGAGUCGCGAAGUGGGUCGAAGCGGAGGGACGAGAUGGUCAACACGUUGGGGAACAACCCAAUUAAUGAUCCUACCGUUGGCACUAACGGAAGCAUCAAUACUAACGGACCUCUGAACCAUUCCCAAAAUCAAGGACCCAAUCUUAGUGCUAACCAAAUUAGUUCAAAUGUUACUACCUCGUCCCAUACUAACUCUAUUUCUUUCAUGGUGCAGGAUCCUCAUGGAUUGCCUCGGGAUAAUGCAAAAGGGAAAGAUAUCUCUAUUACUUGCUCCAAGGGAACACGCAAAGAGGAUAAAUCUAAAAAAAUCUCUGCUGGUGGUCAUCCAAAAGAUGUCAAUAACCUACAAUCUUCGUCGCCCUCCACCAUUGGAAGUUUGGGCAAUGGAUCCAAGGACCUUCGGGAAGCUGUGCCGACUGUGGGACAUUUAUUUAGUCAACGAAGAGAACAACAUUUUGCCAAUGGAGAAAGCAUUGUCACUGCUUCUGCAAAAGGAAUCAACACUGGUGGAAGGUUGGGAUCGAGACACAGUAGCCAGGAACUGGACCCGUCCGGUUGUGGUUCAAGAAGGAGUCGAUCCCAUCCCGUAUCUUCCACCCCCAACCGAAUGGAUUCCACUUCCCCCUCCAUUGGAAGCCCCAGACAUGUGUCUCACCUCGAAAGCGACAUGGAGCUUGACAGGGGAGAAACUAGGGUGGGAGUUUUGGGAGGAACAACUCUCACCUCAGAUAGUGUGGGUUCCGGAGAGCAGCUGGUUUCUCAACAAAAUGUCGCUACUGGGAAGCAUGAAGAUCGUCCACUUGAUUAUUCAACGGGAGGAAGUUCCAUGUGCCAUGAGAGCUCGCUUCAUUCAGAAGACUAUUCCGUUCUACUUCCCAGAAG
Molecule: messenger RNA, 1991 nt
Organism: Rubroshorea leprosula
Lineage: Eukaryota; Viridiplantae; Streptophyta; Magnoliopsida; Malvales; Dipterocarpaceae
Source: the annotation of a GenBank genome assembly